GACGCCGAGAGAGAAGUUGCGCUAGAAGCCCUUUAAAGUUGCUCUAUCUCUCUGCGAUAGGGAAAAAUAACUUACGGAAAUGGAAGAAAAAAGGUCAAGUCUUGAGUCCCCCUUGAUUCCAAUAGCACAAGAAAAAGCAUUAGAAUCUAGGAAGGGAUUCAACAAAGAGGAUAUUAUAGCAGAGGCGAAGAAGCAGCUGUGGUUAGCAGGGCCACUUGUGCUGGUUAAUCUCCUGGUGAACGGUUUGCAAGUGAUCUCAAUCAUGUUUGUGGGUCAUCUGGGAGAGCUAGCCCUUGCUGGUGCUUCCAUGGCCAGUUCUUUUGCAUCAGUAACUGGUUUCAGUUUGUUGAUUGGAAUGGCAUGUGCAUUAGACACAUUCUGUGGUCAGUCCUACGGUGCAAAACAGUAUCACAUGCUUGGUGUACACAUGCAGAGGGCUAUGCUUGUUCUUCUACUGGUCUGCAUUCCCCUUGCCCUUAUAUGGGCCAAUGCCGGCCACAUCCUUGUAUUCUUGGGACAAGAUCCUGAAAUUUCAGCUGAAGCUGGUCUUUAUGCCCGGUUCAUGAUACCUUGCAUUUUUGCUUUUGCGAUCCUUCAGUGUCAUGUUAGAUUCUUAAAAACCCAAAGUAAGGUAGCUCCCAUGGUGGUUAGCACUGGAGUUACAACAUUAUCUCAUAUACUCAUUUGUUGGAUUCUAGUAUUUAAGUCCGGCCUUGGAAGUAAGGGUGCGGCUCUGGCAAAUGCCAUAUCUUAUUGGAUCAAUGCAUUGUCAUUGAUAAUUUAUAUUCGGAUAUCUCCCUCUUGUAAGAAGACAUGGAAUGGAUUUUCAAAAGAAGCAUUUCGUGGGAUUCUUGAGUUUCUAAAACUGUCCAUUCCCUCGGCUGUAAUGAUCUGCUUCGAAAUCUGGUCAUUCGAAAUGAUGGUUCUUUUAUCUGGGCUUCUACCUAACCCAAAGCUUGAAACAUCAGUGCUGGCAAUCAGCCUUAACACGUGUUCGUUGGUUUAUAUGAUACCCCUCGGGCUCAAUGGUGCAGCAAGCACAAGAGUCUCAAAUGAGCUGGGUGCUGGGAGACCGGAAGCAGCUCGCCUAGCAGUACGUGUUGCUGUAGCGAUGGUUGCUACAGAGGGCAUCCUGGCAGCCACCAUCAUGAUAGUGGGACGUAAUGUUUGGGGCUACUGUUACAGCAAGGAAGAAGAAGUAGUAAGAUAUGUGGCAGAAAUGUUGAUCUUGAUUGCAGUCUCCCACUUUUUUGAUGGUCUUCAAUCUGUGUUUUCAGGCACUGCAGCAGGGUGUGGAUGGCAGAAGAUAGGGGCUGUUGUUAAUCUGGGAGCUUAUUAUGUUGUAGGCAUUCCCACGGCUAUCGUAUUAGCUUUUGUCUUCCAUUUUGGUGGAAAGGGACUGUGGUCGGGAAUUAUAGUGGCAUUGUUUGUGCAAGCACUGUCCUUAGCAAUAAUAACUCUACGCAUUGAUUGGGAGAAAGAAGUGAAGAAAGCUGAUGAUAGAGUACAUAAUGCAAUGACCGCAUCAUAGUCUUGAAAGGCACGAAAAAGGAAAUUGGCUACAGACAUAAAUUAGGAGAUAGUUAAUAAAGGAGGGAGGUUCAUGCUAAGAAACCUGUGGAUUCCACUUUUUGCAAGAGCAUUCGUGCCAUGUUAAAGACUGGACGCAUUAAUAGAGUAUCAGUCGUUUUAUCAAAAGCUUCAGAUUAACAAUCUGGACUUCCACUAGAGGAGUUGAGCAAGAAGCUAGAGGAAAGUUGUUCGCUUGUUUAUUUCUCAUUAGCUGUUUGUAGCUCGUUUGGUAAUAUUUGGUUCUGCAAUAUUGUGGUAGCCGUACGUGGUUGGGGAGGCAGAGUAGAUUCUUAUUGAAACUAAUCAUGCGGAAGCCUUGAUCCACCGGCUUCUACAAUAGCUAAUUAACUUUGCCUUUUUUAAAUGUAGUGGUUUUUAUAAUAAGGGGUGUAUUAAUGCGUCUUCAAAAAAAAAAAAAAAAGGGGUGUAUUAAUGCACAAGUUUGUGAGUAGCAAAACUCUAUUAAAAUUAUACGAUUGCUUCUAUCUAAA
This is a messenger RNA of Carya illinoinensis, 2063 nucleotides long. RefSeq names its product protein DETOXIFICATION 16-like. The record is from RefSeq and is a predicted model, not a curated record. Gene Ontology annotation, molecular function: xenobiotic transmembrane transporter activity; antiporter activity. The transcript has 8 exons. Gene Ontology annotation, cellular component: membrane. Bases 80 to 1531 code for a protein of 483 amino acids. Gene Ontology annotation, biological process: xenobiotic detoxification by transmembrane export across the plasma membrane. NCBI's taxonomy places the organism in Eukaryota, Viridiplantae, Streptophyta, Magnoliopsida, Fagales, Juglandaceae.